AUGCCGCGAGUUAAGGCACUUCAGAGCGAUAGUCGACAGAAGAUCUUCAAGAGCAUCCCUCCAAUGAAUGACGACAGCUCGUCCAGACGACACCGCGUUGGACAUCUGCUGUGGCAGCGGCGAGGCGAUCUCUCCUUGCUGCUGGCGGAGGAGGUGGGCCCCUCGGUUCACGUGGUGGGGCUUGACUUUGCCGCCCAGCAGCCCCACCACCUGCUGGCGGAGGUGGUGGGGCUGACAUUCGCCCUAUCAGCUUGCUGUAUCUCAUCAUUCCCCUCUCUUCUUUUUCACGCCUCUCCCCUUGACCCUCACUUUCACAGAGCACGCCCAGGCGACACUGCCCUCGAUAUCUGCUGUGGCAGCGGCGAUCUCUCCUUGCUUCUGGCGGAGAAGGUGGGUCCCUCGGGGCGCGUGGUGGGGCUUGACUUUGCCGCCCAGCAGCUCGUUGUCGCCGCCCAGAAGCAGCAAGACAGCUACUCGGCCCGCAGAGUGGACAUGAGGUGGGUGGAGGGCGACGCCCUUGCCCUGCCGUUUGAUGCAAACUCAUUUGACGCCGUGACCAUGGGGUACGGGCUGAGGAACGUCACCAGCAUUCCACGUGCCCUGCAGGAGAUUCACCGCGUGCUCAAGGCUGGUAGCUCUGCAGCCAUUCUCGACUUCAACCACACAGAGGACCCUCUUGUGGCCGCAUUCCAGUCCUUCCUCUUCUCCUCUGUGUGCACGAGUUGGUCCUGCACAGCACACUGUGCUGGUUCGACUCGUCUCAAACCCCUCCCCCCCUCCACUCUUUUUUCUUUUGCCAUUCCCCCUUCUCUUUUCCCCCACAAGAGUUUCUCUGCAGAAUGCGAACGCGGUGUGCCAAAAACACUCUCGGAAACUGGAACACACCACCCCCCCACCCCUCCCCGCACUCACAUGCAGGAGUUUGCGCUGCAGAACGCGGUGGUGCCGGUGGCGCGCAUGUUUGGGCUGUCAGAAGAGUACGAGUACCUGCUGCCCUCCAUCCGCCGCUUCCCCACAGGGCGGCAGCAGGAGCAGUUGGCAAAGGAUGCUGGAUUCUCCAAGGCAGUCCAUUAUGAGAUUGGAGGAGGUCUCAUGGGUGUGCUUGUGCUGCAGAAAUGA
Molecule: messenger RNA, 1119 nt
Organism: Closterium sp. NIES-65
Lineage: Eukaryota; Viridiplantae; Streptophyta; Zygnematophyceae; Desmidiales; Closteriaceae
Source: the annotation of a GenBank genome assembly